AAUCCUGGCUUUUAAACUGUGUGAUUGUCAGCCACCCAGACCAGUAGUGUUUAGACAACCUCGAAGCCCGCCCAACGGUCGUGGGCUGGAGGCGGUUUCUCGCUGUUGGGGCGUGUGUGUGUCUGUGUGUGUGUUUGGGGAGACCGAGGGGUACGUGAAGGCGAAACACCGGCCAUGGCAGCCGCGGAGGAGGAGGACGGGGGCCCCGAAGGGCCAAACCGCGAGCGGGGCGGGGCGGGCGCGACCUUCGAAUGUAAUAUAUGCUUGGAGACUGCUCGGGAGGCUGUGGUCAGCGUGUGUGGCCACCUGUACUGUUGGCCCUGUCUUCAUCAGUGGUUGGAGACCCGGCCAGAGCGGCAAGAGUGCCCAGUGUGUAAAGCUGGGAUCAGCAGAGAAAAGGUUGUCCCUCUUUAUGGGCGAGGGAGCCAGAAGCCCCAGGAUCCCAGAUUGAAAACUCCACCCCGCCCCCAGGGCCAGCGACCAGCUUCAGAGAGCAGAGGGGGAUUCCAGUCAUUUGGUGAUACCGGGGGCUUUCACUUCUCAUUUGGUGUUGGUGCUUUUCCCUUUGGCUUUUUCACCACCGUCUUCAACACCCAUGAGCCAUUCCGUCGGGGUACAGUUUCAGAAGAGAGAGGAAACAGACUCGUUGCUCUCUUGGGAGGUUUUGCUUGGGGCAGAGGAGGUAUGUGUACUGAGGAAGGGUGGUAAGGUUCUCCAGGGUGGGCCAGGGAACUGGAGUCUGCGUUGUCCUUUAGCCCAGCCUCAGGGGCCCUGGGACUUGGAGAGAGAUCUCCUCACCAAUGACGACACUGACACCACGGCUUUCCUGGGACCCGUGGCUGGGAUGCAUGGCCACACAGCUGUAGGUUCCCUGGUCCUCAGGCUUCACCUCAGAGAGGACCAGCAUGGGGCUAGGGGGAAGGGGCAGGGGCAUGCCCUGGGGGGAGAAAGGGGACAGGAGGCUAUUUAUUACAACAUCUCUCCCCACAUCUGUACUUCUGUCUUAGUCUUCAUAUCCUCACAUACUCUGCCAUCUUUCCUAGCUCCUGCCUCCCCAUGAGCCUCCUGUCCUCCUAAUUGCCAGUAAUGUGUCUGUCUACUUCCCAGCCUCCCAGCCCCCUCUCCAAGUCACUCACGUCCUUGAUCCAGUGGAUUUGAACAGAGGAUUGGGCAGGAGUUUCACAGGUCAGGGUCACAGUACCACCAGGAGCUAGCAUUCCACCUGGCUCUACCAUCACUUGGACUUCCAGAGGCACAGACUCUGGAGUUGAGGGCAUGAAGUUGAGAGUUAUGCCUGUGUUGGUCCCAGUGGUCAUGGGCUUACUCUUCCCUCCUCCCUGAGGGCCUCCACUCACCCCAGACGUUGAGCUGGAUGGGGGCCGCAUGUAGGGCUCGACGCCGGGGAAGGCCAGGGCUGAAGCUACAGGAGAAGGUGGGGUGGGGAGCUCCUCCCUGGGCUGGGGUCACCAUCAGCUCCGACUGGAGUGUGAAAAGCCCUGUCUCAGGGUGUCUCCUGGUCUCCUCCUGCACAGAGACUCCUAUUGCGGGGAGGGGAGGACAAGGCAAGAUAUUCCAGGGUGGGUGUGGGAGAGGGGUCAGAGAGAAAGCAGCCAGGAGGGGGAACUUUGGGACUUACCUUUGCCAUCAGGUAUGAGGGGUUUCCCGUCCCAGUGCCAGCUAAGAGUCCCUGCAGGAUAGCCCCCCUCAGACACACAUGUCCCCACCUAGGGAAAGAGUGACCUUCAUCGUCUUUGAAAAUAAGAGAUUCCGCACACAUACAUGCACACCCCCCUCCAGCCUUAUACCCCCUUCCACUUCUGAGGAUGGCUUCCCUUUUCUUUACCUUACUGGGGACACCAGCCAUGAGUUCAGAGGCAGGAUUGAUGAUUUCUGGCUUUCCAGGAAUCUCUGAAGUAGAGAAAAUUUCAGUCAGAGGCUGUAGCUUUACAGACUCUUCCACCCUGGGUGUACAGGUUCUCACACACCAGGGCCAAGAGUCCAGGGCUAGGGUUGAAGGCUUUUCCUGAGAAGAGAGGUAGGCCAUGGAGAUGGCCCUGGAACUCUUACGGUAGACUCGGACUUGGUAGGUGGACCUCGUCUCCUUUCCAUUUCUGCUCGUUGCCCGGCACCGGAAAGUCCCCUCAUCCUGGAUCCCUACUGCUGGCAGGAGGAGGGAGCCAUUGGGGAGCACACGCGCUACACUAUCCCAGGGACCUCCCUGGGGAGAUAGGACCUUCCAAGCUUCUGUCCGACCUGUGUUCUGGGGACAGAGAAGAGCCUGAACAGUGCAAGUCCUCUGGGAAAGGACUUGUGAGACAGAGAGGUGGGGCCACCAACCAUCACUGGGCCCUGGCUGUGGGGAGCGGGAGCUGUGGCAGGAGCCCUGCUUACCAGCUUCCAUUCCAGCUGCUGCGGUGGCUUCUUGGGGGCCCCCCUACAGUUGAGCACCAGCGGCUUCCCGAUCCGAGCUGUGAUGUUUCGGUCACCUACUACUGCUCCUGGGAGAUGGGACAAUGGUGGAGGAGUAGGAGGGGAUUGGGGGGCCAACAAAAGAUGGGUGAGGGAGCUUGGAAAGUAGCGCUUGGGUUCCAGGAGAGUUCUGGGCAGAUUUGGGGAGGAGGAUGAAGUGCUUUCUGCAGGGAGGAUUGGUGUGAGGGUUGUGGCUCACCCCACAGACUGAGGACCAGCACCCAGGCUCCUGCCGCCGCUGCCGCCCCUGCUGCCAUCGUUCCUUCCCAGGCUUCUGGCUCUGUCUGCCCCUUGCUGCUGUGGCCACCGUCCUAGGUGGGGCUUGCACCCUCUCCCCUACCCCCAUCUUUCCAUCCUGUCCUAUCCGGCCACGGGGAAUGCUAGGAAUUCAUGCUUCUUAGACAAGAGUCCUUCAGGUACUAGGAGAAACAAUGAUCACCCCACCCUUAGGCAGUGCCAGUCUGGGCACAGCCAUGUCCGUGGGGGUUGGGAGUGGACCUCCUAAGGUUUCUUAGUAUUCAGGACCCCUAACCCAUUCCAUCAGUCCACUGAGGGCUUGCCUGGUGGACGAUGGGAGCCCCAUGUUGCUUAGGUAAGGUUGCUGGGCAACAGGGUUCAGGCCUGGCCUGGCCUUGGGGGAGGGUUGAGGGUGAACCAUGGGUGCUCCUGGGUGGUGAGGGUAAGGUUGGGAGUGGGUAGCUGGAAGGGAAAACACCGUUUGGGGUUUUAUGAAAGAAUUUUAUUCUGGGGUUUAUCAUGUUUUUGAAAAUAAUGCUCAACUAAACCCAGGGAAAAAAGAAAUUUCUUUAUUUAAAACUGCAUUUUUUUUUUCCUUUUCUGUGAAACUACAAGUUUACAAGUGAGGAGAGAACUGCCCCCGGCCCGUGCCUCCCACCCUCCACCCAUCACCCAUCUAACCUGCUCCCCUCCAGUCCUGCCUGGGUCUUUGACAGGAGAGGUUCCCCACUAUGACAGUCUUAUAAAAUCCUGAGGAUGUUUGAGGGACUCAGAUGGUAGGGUUCUGGCCAAGGAUGGGACACUGGUGAUUUGACUUUCCCCCACACCUGGCUUUUUAUGACAUGCCUCCUCUCUCCCCCCACCCUCUUGAUUUUAGACUGAGAAAAAAAGAAUGCCUCGUUUCUGGGGAAAUUGAGGGAGAUACAUACACAAGCACCCCAACCCACAUUUAACAUAUUUGGCAAUAACCCCCUCCCUGUUCUUCCCUCUCCAAUCUGCAAAUAGGUUAAAAAGAAGACUUAAAGAUGUGUCACUCACAGGGGAAGGUGGCGCUUCCUCAAAAUUACUGAAUCCAGCCCUGCCCAAGGGUUGUGUGUUUGUGUGUGUGUGGCGGGGGGCGGGGGGGACAGGUCAACAAACCACUGGCUACCUCCAUACCAAGAGCAGCAAAGAGCUGCCUGCAUAAGCAAAGAACACCUAAGUGAUUUGGGGGGGGGCGGGGGGCAGGCUUGGUGCCCUGCUAAGCUAAACAUACUUUCUGAUGGACAGGACUGGAACCAGGUGGGCCUUUUCACAAGUUCUGUUUGUUCCCCUUUCUCUUACGACCCCUUUGGCUAUCACCCCUAACAUGGAAAAGCAAAAAAUUAAAAAAAAAUCAAUAUAUUUAUAAAAACAUCUACUUCCCCAAACUAAAAAUUAAGAGCCAAUUACAGCAAUAAAAAAAAAAAAAAUUAAAAAGCACAGAUGGAUUCCAGGGUUUCGUUUCUUUACUUAACAAAAAAAAAAAAAAAGAAAAAAGAAAAAAAAAAAAUCAAGCCCUAAGCCCAGU
Messenger RNA from Canis lupus familiaris (dog), 4255 nucleotides. It is a transcript of the gene RNF5, whose product is annotated as ring finger protein 5. NCBI's taxonomy places the organism in Eukaryota, Metazoa, Chordata, Mammalia, Carnivora, Canidae. Gene Ontology annotation, cellular component: endoplasmic reticulum. Bases 175 to 708 code for a protein of 177 amino acids. Gene Ontology annotation, biological process: ubiquitin-dependent protein catabolic process. Gene Ontology annotation, molecular function: ubiquitin-like protein conjugating enzyme binding; ubiquitin protein ligase activity. The transcript is spliced from 6 exons. The record is from RefSeq and is a predicted model, not a curated record.